Messenger RNA from Zingiber officinale, 1244 nucleotides. Its product is annotated as ethylene-responsive transcription factor 3-like. Bases 316 to 945 code for a protein of 209 amino acids. Gene Ontology annotation, molecular function: DNA binding; DNA-binding transcription factor activity. NCBI's taxonomy places the organism in Eukaryota, Viridiplantae, Streptophyta, Magnoliopsida, Zingiberales, Zingiberaceae. Gene Ontology annotation, biological process: regulation of DNA-templated transcription. The transcript has a single exon. The record is from RefSeq and is a predicted model, not a curated record.
AAGAAAGAGGCUGGCAAAGUGGGCGAGAGGAGGAGAGGCGAGGCUGGGAGGCGGCACGGCACGGCACGGCACGGCCGGUGGAUCGAGGUCGAGAUAGCUUGAGGAGCUACGCACCGGCGACUGCGGCCUGACGAGUUCAAAGACGGCGAAAAUUCCUUCCAGAAACGGCUUCUAAGUCCCUCCUAAUCUGCCUCUGCCUCUAUGCGGCGUUGACUCCAUCCCGAGCUUGUUAGAUCGGAGAGAAAAGGCUAUUUGUUGUUGUUUUUUUUGGUUAUUUUGAGAUCGUUCUUGUUUUCGACGAUCUGAUAGCUGCCGAUGAGGAAGGGCCGCGCACAGGCGGGGCAGCCGGCUGCAGCCGCGUUGACAGCGGUGGAGAUGCGGUUCCGCGGCGUGAGGAAGCGGCCAUGGGGCCGGUUCGCGGCGGAGAUCCGCGACCCCUGGAAGAAGACGCGGGUCUGGCUCGGGACCUUUGACUCCGCGGUGGACGCCGCCCGAGCCUACGACUCUGCAGCCGUCGCCCUACGAGGCCCCAAGGCCAAGACUAAUUUCCCCACUUCUGCGUUCCCUUUUCCAAUUCAUCCUCCCCUCGCUUUGACGGGCUCCAGUCAUUUCCCUUAUAAUUACCAGCGCCACCAACGUCCGCCAGUGGCCCAGCGGCCGGCUUCUAGCAGCCACAGUAGCACCGUGGAGUCCUUCAGCGGACCGAGGCUUCCAGCCUCGUCGUUGCCGAUCCGACCGAGGCAGUCUGUAAGCAAGCGGCAGGUCAACCCCCCUCCGCCCCCGCGUGUUCUGAACGGCGACGAUGACUUCCACAGCGACUGUGGAUCCUCCUCCGUCGUCGACGAUGACGUCGGCGACGUUGCAUCUUUUUGUCGGCAGUCGCUUCCCUUCGAUCUCAACCUGCUUCCUGAUGAUGAUUUCCAGGACACAGUUCUCCGCCUCUGAUGUGUUAUCCUCGGCCGAGAGAAGAGAAAAAAUAAAUAAAACUGGUUUUUUCUUCUUCUCUCAUGAUUUUACAUGUCUUCUCCCAGGAAUACAUUCGAUCUUAGGCUUUAUAUACUCAGAUCUAUAUGUAUGGGGUUGAAUUUGAGGUGUAAUAACUUUUAUGAGAGGUAGGAUUAUGGAUCGGGUGGUAUGAGACCAGAUCUGAGGUUUGUCUUAGAUCUGUUGCUCUUGUUUUCGUUGUUCCAUGUACAAAGAAAUCUCUAUUUAAUUUGAUAAAAGAGAAGAAGAAAAUUAAAGAA